Messenger RNA from Lasiodiplodia theobromae, 768 nucleotides. RefSeq lists its product as uncharacterized. The transcript has a single exon. Lineage: Eukaryota; Fungi; Ascomycota; Dothideomycetes; Botryosphaeriales; Botryosphaeriaceae. Bases 1 to 768 code for a protein of 255 amino acids. The record is from RefSeq and is a predicted model, not a curated record.
AUGUCGGACCCCACCCACCACCACCCAGCCUUGAGAAUCACCAUCCCCCACGCAAACUCGAGCCGCAGGCGCGCUCCUCGUUCCGCUCAUCCUCAUCCUCAUCCUCCUCGUUCUCCUCGUUCUUAUCCUCAUCCUCGUCCUCCCCACCCCUUCCUCUCCGCCCGUCCCCCCCGCCCCGCUCACUCCCCCCGCUCCCCCACCACCCGCCUCUCCCUCCUCACCCUCCAAGCCCACAUCUCCACCGCCCUCGCCAUCGCUGCUCCCCCGGCCACCCCUCCGCCGUCUGUGACGGUCACCUUCACCACCCACGCCACUCUCUGCCACCACUCGGUAACCAUCACCUGCCCCGCCGACGCCGCGUCGACGACGCCCAUCCCCGACCACUGCGCGCAGUGCACCCUGCACCGCGCCACGCGCGCCGCUAAGCGCACUUGGAUAGCUGCGCAGGACUUGUUCGGCGCGCUGCACUGGCGCACUGCGGCUGCGAGGAGGGAGUAUUGUAAGGCGAGGGCGAGGGAGGCGGAGGGGGUGGAUGGGGGGGAUGAUGAGCCGGCUGAUCAGGGGAGGAGCGGUGGGGCGAGGAAGACGGGCAAGACGGUGGCGUUUGCGGAUGAUGUGGUCGAGGGGUCGGGAAGGCCGACGGGGGCGUUUGCGCGCGGGAGGAGGGCGUCGUAUGUCCCCGGUAGGUAUGCGGGGGAUUGGGUUGAUACGUCGGGGAAGGGGGUGACGUUUACUGUGUUUUAUAGGGGGAAUGAGACGGAGGAGUAA